GCCAUAUCUUAGAUCUUCCAAUGAUCCCUCAAAGAUCUUCUAGAUUUAUUCCCCGACUUUGCCCAGAUACGGGGUACGUUGAUCUAAAAUGCUUACCAGAUAUUCAUUUAGUACGAUUCUGCCAGUGAUAGACUGAUACGCGGGGCUGUCCGACCUGAUAUGAAUCUGCAAUCAAGUCAACAAUAAUUUCAUUCCAAAAUCUUCGACAAAGGCAUCUCUAUAGGAGAAAUAACCGCUUCGCUCACCCCCCCAUUUUGACAGAACAACUACAGAACUCGCGACCAAUUCGAAAAUCCUUCCAACAAAUUUACAGUGAUUGCAAGGACUGCAGCACAUUCGAUAUGGCAUCACAGAAGCCUGUGGAGUUCAACAUCCCCACUAUUGACCUUAGUGCAUACUUGCAAGAUCCUGCUUCAGCUGAAGCAGAUGCCAUUGUCGAGGAAAUCCGGACAGCUUGUGCUACCAGUGGAUUUUUCCAACUCGUAGGGCAUAAUGUUUCCAAAUCUCUCCAGGCGCAGGCAUUUGAGGCAGCCAGAGCCCUUUUUGCACUUCCAGAUGAGGAGAAGCGCAAGCUCAGCGGCACGCCUGGCCGGGGCUACGAGAUCUUAGGGACCCAAUUCCUCGAACCAGGCAAAAAAGCAGACUUGAAAGAGGGAUACUUUAUUGGGCGUGAGGGAGAUGUCCCGCGUCCUUUUCUCGAACCAAACAUCUGGCCAAAGUCAGACCUGCUGCCCCCGUGGCAGUUCCAAAUCCCGCUGCUCAAAUACCACCAAGCACUAUCAGCGUUAUCCUUCACUGUCAUGCGUAUCCUUGCGUCUGGAAUGAAGAAUAUGGAUACGAGUGUAUUCGCCGACUUUUGCAAGAACCCCAUCGAAUCUGUUCGGCUCCUUCAUUACCCCCCACACCCAGACGUUGAGGAUGACACGCUGGUCGGCACAGGUGCGCAUACCGAUUUCGGAGCUAUCACCCUCUUGCUUCAAGAUGGAAACUCCGGCUUGCAAGUGCUGAACCAGAAGACGAACGAAUGGAUAGAUGUUACACCGCGGGAGGAUGCGUACGUGGUCAACAUCGGAGAUAUGUUGGAUGUCUGGACCGGUGGCGCUUACAGAAGUAACAUCCACCGAGUAAUCAACAAGUCCGGGGCGGAGAGAUAUUCAAUUCCGUUCUUCUUGGAUGGAAACCCUGAUUGCGUUAUCAGAUGUCUAGACAAUUCUGCAGAGAACAAGACCGGAAAGACAUUCACCGUGGAGGAGCAUAUGUUGUCUAGAUACGCGCAAAGUUAUAAAUGAAGUUUUGUAUUUCAUCAGAAUUCUAAUCUACCCUAUGUUUCUCAGCAAUAGUUUCUCUUGAUUUUAG
This is a messenger RNA of Exophiala mesophila, 1356 nucleotides long. RefSeq lists its product as uncharacterized. Gene Ontology annotation, molecular function: dioxygenase activity. Bases 342 to 1289 code for a protein of 315 amino acids. The record is from RefSeq and is a predicted model, not a curated record. The transcript has 2 exons. Lineage: Eukaryota; Fungi; Ascomycota; Eurotiomycetes; Chaetothyriales; Herpotrichiellaceae.